Molecule: messenger RNA, 2096 nt
Organism: Drosophila gunungcola (fruit fly)
Lineage: Eukaryota; Metazoa; Arthropoda; Insecta; Diptera; Drosophilidae
Gene: Fpgs1
Product: folylpolyglutamate synthase, mitochondrial
Exons: 5
Coding region: 216-1934 (572 amino acids)
Biological process (GO): tetrahydrofolylpolyglutamate biosynthetic process
Cellular component (GO): mitochondrion; cytosol; cytoplasm
Molecular function (GO): tetrahydrofolylpolyglutamate synthase activity; ATP binding
Source: RefSeq, a predicted model, not a curated record
UGCCUCUAAAACAGCUGUUCGCCGGGCACAUGUAAUGCAGUGUUGUUGUUUGUGUGUUUUGCCGUUUACGUUGAUUUCGUUUUUAUUGCUAAACAAGUUUUUCCAUAAAUGAAAUGACAUAUCCAAUACCGCUCACGCACCUGUGAUUGGAAUUGCGAGAGCCGCGACCGGAGAGUCGAUCGCCGGACGACAGUCCCCGUUCCGGCUCUAUAAAUAUGGCUGCUCGUCAACUGGGCCGCUUAGUCCGUCGCAUUGGCAAGCCCACAUCGCUAGCCGCUAACCUCUUGAGCACUUCCAGUGCAGUGAGCUCCCACUGUACAGUGAGCACCCGACGCAUGGACCGAGUACGAUUGGCUGCGCCCACAGAUCAGCUGGCGGGAUCGUUUUCCGGUUCAGGUGCUAGCCUGGCCGAGCUCGUCUUAAAUCUCCCUUCACAGAACAUUAAUGGAAAUCAUAGUACAAGUAAUGAUAGCAACAACAACAGCAAAGCUGAGAAUGCCGCUUUUGAGGAGGCCAUAAAUCGGUUAAACGCUCUGCAGUCAAAUGAUGCAGCUAUAAGGAAUUCUAUGAAAAAUGGUCGCGUUGAUACCAAAGCGGAUACCGUUAAAUAUCUGGAGCGGAGCGGUCUGCCGCUUGAAACCGUCGAGCGGUUGUCCUUCAUCCAUGUAGCCGGCACCAAGGGCAAGGGCUCAACCUGCGCCUUAACCGAAUCCCUGCUGCGUCAUCAAGGCGUCCGCACGGGAUUCUUCAGUUCCCCGCACAUCCUGUCCACCAACGAGCGGAUCCGCAUCGACGGCCAGCUGUUGGCCAAGGCGAAGUUCACGGAGCAUUUCUGGAAGGUCUACAAUCGACUGUGGGAUCAGCGGGAAUACGACCACGAUAUGCCCGCCUACUUCAAGUUCCUGACCAUCCUGGGAUUUCAUGUUUUCGUCGACGAACAGGUGGAUGUGGUCGUUUUGGAGGUGGGUAUCGGCGGUGAGCACGAUUGCACGAAUAUCGUGAGAAAUGUGCGCACAGUGGGCAUCACAUCGCUGGGACUGGAGCACACGGAGCUAUUGGGUCGCACACUGCCCGAGAUCGCCUGGCAGAAGGCGGGCGUCAUCAAGCCCGGAUCGCAUGUCUUCACCCAUGUCAGUCAGCCGGAGUGUCUGCAGGUGAUCCGCCAGCGGGCGAAGGAGCAGGGCGCCAUCCUCUUCGAGGUUCCACCCACCAAGGAAUACUUCCUCCGAUCGGAUUUAUACGCUCCGAUUUGGGAGACCUUCACCGAUGUGAUUCGAUUGAAUGCAUCUCUGGCCAUUCAGCUGGCCGGCGAUUGGCUGUCGCAGGCGAGGGAGCCCCUGCGACAGGAGCAUGCUGCCAAUGAGAUCAGGAUGGAUCCGCAGCUGCUGCACGGGCUAACCAGCGCCCACUGGCCAGGUCGGUGUCAGUUGGUCGAGUGGCAGGGAUUGCGACUCCAUCUGGACGGUGCUCACACCCUGGAGAGCAUGGCCGUGUGCACGGAAUGGUUCGAAAAGAGCGUGCGUGACAGUGUAAAUCCAAAGAUCCUAAUCUUCAAUCGCACUGGGGAAUCCGGUUUCGAGCCUUUGCUGGACCUUUUAAAUCGCACCUGUGCCUUCGACAUGGUCUGCUUUGUGCCCAAUUUGGCCACCUCCACGCCAAAUGCUCCCAGCCAGGUGAUGGUUCGCUUUAGUGCCGAAAUGCAAUUGAAACGGGCGCGGGCCAUUGCCGAGGCAUGGAGUCACCUCUGCGAAAAGCAACAGCAAAAGGAUGUGGGCCAGGUGUACGAUACGCUAACCGACGCCUUUACCGCCAUCCGACGAAGAUUUCCCCAAACGGACAACGGCGGGCAACUGGAGGUGCUAGUCACCGGUUCCAUUCAUCUCUUGGGCGCAGCUAUAAGUGCCUUAGAUUUAAUCGAAGAGUCCCAAAACUAAGUGUCGCAUUCCUAGUGUUCGACCACUUCACUUAGAUCUAUAGGAUUAGAGUUAGUCGUAGUAAAGUCCCAGUAAUUUAAAGCGUCACAAAUGCGUCACGUAUUUGGAUGUUAAAAUAUUGUAAAAAUAUAGAAAUAUAUUGCUUAAGCAAUACUUUAUCCC